AUGCUUAAACGUGACAGUCUCUUGCCAGAAUCACUAUGGAAUAACGUUUAUAAUCAACUAUGUGAUAAUUUUGUUUGUGAAUUAAAUUCUUUGCAUCGGAAUUUUCAUCAACUCACAUCUACCAGUGCAUUUGUUAAUUAUGUUAUUCAAUAUCUGGGACGUUCAUUUAGUAUGAAACAUAAUAUUAUUCAGUUAACCGAUAUUGGAUUAUCAGAGUCAUUUAAACAUAAUAAUAUUGACAAUACUUCAAUUGAUGUGAAAACAAAAGAACAAAUAUUAUCACACUUGACAGAGGCUCUUGCGAACACCUUAUUAAAAUAUCCAAUUCAUUUAGCUUAUAAAAGACCACCUUCAGGCUUAGAAACUGUCAAAUCGUACGUCUCUACAUUUCGUAAACAAUGCAAGGAAGUUCUAGAAUAUUGCCUAUCACACUUCGAGGCAAAUUAUUUAGUAUUUACUAUGAGAAGUGAUAAAAUUUACAAUUUAUCGAAUAUUUCAACGAAUGAUAAUGAUAAUGAUGACGAUGAUAUUUCGUCUAGUUCGUAUACAAAUUCAACGGAUAAAACACACUAUAAUAAUUAUUCUGUUGUUGAAUUGAUUAGAAAUUAUAAUGGACUUCAAGGUAUAAAUGAUAUAAAACAAUGAGAAUUUAAAUGCAGUCGAUUCUUCUGAAAAAGGUUUCAGCAAAUCAAGAGCAAUGAUGUUUGCAGACUACAUAUGUUGAUUGUAUUUCAAUGCUUUCCCAUAGACGUAAACACUAAAUUCAAAUGCCUUUACAACUAUGUUUCCCAUACAACUUGUUACUCACUAAUGAACAGUUAACAC
Molecule: messenger RNA, 825 nt
Organism: Schistosoma bovis
Lineage: Eukaryota; Metazoa; Platyhelminthes; Trematoda; Strigeidida; Schistosomatidae
Source: the annotation of a GenBank genome assembly